AGUAGAUGAGAAAAGCUCCUCCAGUUUGUGCUCCGCUGAGCCCGUGACUGACUGCAGUGCUGCCCUGCUCAACAUGCAGCGCUGCACAUGGGAGACCGGGCUCCCUGGUGGAGGUCAGCAGCAGAAAGCAUCUCUUCCUUCCCCCAUGAAAGAAGCCAACAUGCUCGUCUCUGCCAUCACCCCGCCGUCUUAUGGGGAUAAGUACAAAGUGUAUUUCAGGACAGUUGCCUCGAUUAAAAAAGACAGUGCCAACUUUCAGGACUCCAAAGAAAAAAAAAACUACAGACAUUGCAACCGGGAAGGAACAUCGAAUCAUAGGCUCCUUCUCCUUUCCUCACAAGUUUCGCAGGACCGCGGGGGUCCCAGGGGAGGAAUGACCCCAGGCCAACAUGGCUCACCUCAAAACUACAGACCCACUAACUUGAGGCCUCCUCCUCCUCCGCCUCCAUGUCCUCCCUACCAUUUUGAUUCACAAACUCCUUCCAGCUCAGGUUACCAUGGAAACUAUCUGCCCCCUCACCCUGACUUCAUGCAGUAUCCUCCUCCACCACCUUCCCAGACCCCCAAUUCUCUCAACCAGUGCCCGAUACGCCCACCCUUCCCUAAACCUUCUGCCCGGCAAGGCUUUCCUGAACCACCGCCAAAUUUUCCACCUCCACCUUUGCCCAGCUGUACAGCUGGUCCCACUCCAGGCGCCCAGGUGUCUGUUCAGAAUUCCUACCACCCUUACAUGAUGCCACCUGUGCCUCCACCUCCAAUACCACACCCUCCCAUCCCUCCCCCUGUUGCCUCUCAGUCUAUGGGCUACCAUCCUCCAUACUCCAUGAACUACCCCCAUCCACCCCACCCUCCUUUUCCUCCACCCACCUUUAACCCCAAUUAUACCCAGAAUCCCAGCCCAUUUCAGUCGGACCACAACAUCAGGCAUGGGGGGCCAUACAAAUUUCAGAAGCCCACGGACAACAGAAGGUCUCCAGAAAGAGGGUAUCGCCAUGACGACAAUAGACAGAAGUGCUAUGGCUAUGGUAGCCAUGCUGAAAGGUACAAGAUUGAGUUUCCUGGAGAAAGGAAGGACCGCGGUAGGAGUCCAGAGAGGCGAGGCAGGCCGGAGGGAGGCCGGUACAGGUCAGAGUAUGAAAGAGGACGAACACCCCCUAGACACAGGAGCAGGGAUCGCAGCAGAGAGCGGUAUCGUUACAGAGAGAGUCGGAGGUCCCAGUCACCCGACAGGCACAGGAAGAGGCCCCGAAGCCGCUCGGCCAGCAGAGACAGGAAGCGUGGCCGCUGGGAGGAGGAGAAGGAAAGGAGGUUGGAGGGUUCGCAGGGCCUGAGCAGAGAGCGCAGCUACUCCUCUCUCAGGAGUCGAGACUCUGACGAGGCCUUCAGUGACCGCGAGAGGGAACGGGACAGAGACAGGGAGAAGGAGAAAGAGAAGGGUGAUGAUGAGAGAGAGGAGGAAGAGCUCCUGAAGCCUGCCUGGAUUCGCUGCACUCAUGCUGAAAACUACUACUCCAACGACCCCAUGGACCAAGUGGGAGACUCCACCGUGGUGGGCACCAGCAAACUGCGGAACUUGUACGACCGCUUUGAGGACGAGCUGGGAAAGAGGCAGGAGCGAGCCAAAGCUGCUCGCCCCAAAUGGGAGCCACCCAAAACCAAACUGGACGAGGAUCCAGACGACAGCAGCAGCGACUCAGAAUGUGAGACAGACGGUGAGGGAAGCAGCUGCUCCAGCAGCUCUGACUCUGAAGUUUUUGAUGUCAUUGCUGAGAUCAAGAGGAAGAAGGCUCAUCCAGACCGGCUGCAUGAGGAGCUCUGGUACAAUGACCCUGGACAGAUGAAUGAUGGUCCCCUGUGUAAGUGCAGUGCCAAGGCCAGACGUACUGGGAUCCGCCACAGCAUCUACCCAGGAGAGGAGCCGGUUAAACAGUGCCGUCCAUUGACCAACAACGCCGGGAAGGUGUUCCACUACAGGAUCACUGUGUCUCCUCCCACCAACUUCCUGACUGACAGGCCAACGGUGAUCGAGUAUGAUGACCACGAGUACCUCUUCGAAGGCUUCUCUCUGUUCUCACACACUCCUCUCACCAACAUUCCAUUGUGCCGUGUGAUCCGCUUCAACAUAGAUUACACCAUUCACUUCAUAGAGGAGAUGACACCGGAGAACUACUGCAUCCGAGGGCUAGAGCUGUUCGCCGCCUACCUGUUCCAGGACAUUCUUGAGCUGUAUGACUGGAACCUGACGGGUCCUGACUCCGACGGAGAAGCCACUGGAUGUCAGCAGUUCCAUUUCAUGCCUCGUUUUGUCAGAUUCUUACCUGACGGUGGGAAGGAGGUGCUGUCGAUGCAUCAGGUGCUUCUCUACCUUCUGCGCAGCAGCACACCUCUGGUGCCCGAGGAGGAGAUCGCAGACAUGCUACAGUGGGAGCAACUGGAGUGGCAGAAGUAUGCAGAGGAGUGCAAGGGCAUGAUCGUCACCAACCCGGGAAUGAAGCCCAGCUCGGUGCGGAUCGACCAACUGGACAGGGAGCAGUUCAACCCAGAUGUCAUCACCUUCCCCAUCAUCGUUCAUUUCGGAAUCCGGCCCGCUCAGCUCAGCUACGCCGGAGACCCUCAGUACCAAAAGCUGUGGAAGAGUUAUGUGAAACUACGCCACCUGCUGGCCAACAGCCCCAAGGUCAAACAGAUCGACAAGCAGAAGCUGACGCAGAGAGAGGAAGCUCUUCAGAAGAUCCGACAGAAGAACACGAUGCGCCGUGAGGUGACGGUGGAGCUCAGCAGUCAGGGCUUCUGGAAGACCGGCAUCCGCUCCGACGUCUGCCAGCAUGCCAUGAUGCUCCCUGUUCUCACUCAUCACAUCCGCUACCACCAGUGUCUGAUGCACCUGGAUGAGCUGAUUGGCUACGUCUUCAAGGAGCGCUGCCUCCUUCAGCUGGCCAUGACUCACCCCAGCCACCACCUCAACUUUGGUAUGAAUCCCGAUCACGCCCGAAAUUCAUUGUCCAAUUGCGGCAUCCGCCAGCCCAAGUAUGGCGACAGGAAGGUCCACCACAUGUACAUGAGGAAGAAAGGGAUUAACACGUUGAUUAACAUCAUGUCUCGUCUGGGGCAGGACGACCCCUCCCCUUCCAGGAUCAAUCACAACGAGAGACUGGAGUUCCUCGGCGAUGCCGUUGUCGAGUUCCUCACCAGUGUCCACCUCUACUACCUUUUUCCCUGUUUAGAGGAGGGGGGCCUGGCCACCUACAGAACGGCCAUCGUUCAGAACCAGCACUUAGCUAUGCUAGCGAAGAAACUGGAACUGGACCGCUUCAUGCUCUAUGCCCAUGGACCAGACCUGUGCCGGGAGUCGGACCUGCGGCACGCCAUGGCCAACUGCUUUGAGGCUCUCAUCGGGGCUGUGUAUUUGGAGGGAGGCUUGGAGGAGGCCCGCCAGCUCUUUGGGAGACUGCUUUUUAACAGCGAGGACAUGCGGGAGGUCUGGCUCAACUACCCACCACACCCCCUGCAGGUGCAGGAGCCUCAGACGGACAGGCAGCUCAUCGAGACGUCCCCCGUCCUCCAGAAACUGACCAGUUUUGAGGAUUCGAUUGGAGUCCUGUUCACACACGUGCGCCUGCUGGCCAGAGCGUUCACCUUGAGGACUGUUGGCUUCAACCACCUCACCCUGGGCCACAACCAGAGGAUGGAGUUCCUGGGGGACUCGAUCAUGCAGCUAGUAGCCACUGAAUAUCUUUUCAUCCACUUCCCUGACCACCAUGAAGGACACUUAACGCUGCUCCGCAGCUCGUUGGUAAACAACCGCACGCAGGCCAAAGUGGCGGAGGAGCUGGGCAUGCAGGAGUUCGCCAUAACCAACGACAAAACCAAACGACCCGUCGCUCUGCGGACCAAGACUCUGGCCGACUUGUUGGAGUCUUUCAUCGCGGCUCUCUACAUUGAUAAAGAUCUGGAGUUUGUUCACACCUUCAUGAACGUCUGCUUCUUCCCCCGCCUGAAGGAGUUCAUUCUCAACCAGGAUUGGAACGACCCCAAAUCUCAGCUACAGCAGUGCUGUUUGACCCUGAGGACAGAGGGCAAGGAGCCCGAUAUCCCGCUCUACAAGACGCUGCAGACAGUGGGGCCCUCACACGCCCGCACUUACACCGUCGCUGUGUACUUCAAAGGGGAACGAAUUGGCUGUGGCAAAGGCCCAAGCAUCCAGCAGGCAGAAAUGGGAGCUGCGAUGGAUGCACUCGAAAAAUAUAACUUCCCACAGAUGGCUCAUCAGAAGCGCUUCAUCGAGCGGAAAUACAGACAGGAGCUGAAGGAGAUGAGACGCGAGCGGGAGCGGCAGGAGAAGGAGACCGACGAGGUGGAGGAAUGCAGGAAGUGACAGCGCUGGAUUUAGGAAGAGGAGCCAAUCAGAAGCAGAAGGAACAGCUGGUCAGACGAGUUUGAGUGCCAUAGCUGAGCACAAAUUAUAGGCAUAGAUGAGUUUUGGGUGAGGGUUGAUCAUAAAUAAUUAGAAAAGGGACUGAAAACAGUUGAAGUCUUUGUUUUGUGCUGUAGCACCGUCAAAUGUGGGCCUUACAGAGAUACUGAAACGCGCCAAAUACGUGAAAGAAGGCACUUUUUUAAAAUAAAAGUUGAAUACAAAAUGCUAAGUGAACCAUGAAAGCUGAAAUUGUAAAUAAAGUUUUCUCAUCUGCUGCAAAUAGUCGA
This is a messenger RNA of Menidia menidia (Atlantic silverside), 4704 nucleotides long. Lineage: Eukaryota; Metazoa; Chordata; Actinopteri; Atheriniformes; Atherinopsidae. The record is from the annotation of a GenBank genome assembly.